Messenger RNA from Caenorhabditis remanei, 930 nucleotides. RefSeq lists its product as uncharacterized. The transcript has 4 exons. Gene Ontology annotation, molecular function: protein binding. Lineage: Eukaryota; Metazoa; Nematoda; Chromadorea; Rhabditida; Rhabditidae. The coding region runs from base 1 to 930 and encodes 309 amino acids. The record is from RefSeq and is a predicted model, not a curated record.
AUGAUCACUAUGUCAACUUUGAAAAAAGAAUUCUCAAUGUCAUGGACCUUCAAAAAGGUGCCGACUGCGGAAAACAGUAAAAAUUAUUCUUCUUUCAGCAAACAAGAAGACCAUUAUAAUUUUCUAUGGAGACUUUCACUACAAGAAAUUAACCAAAAAGCUGUUGUGAACUUGCACCUAAUUGAACCGAAGGAUGCUUCUGAUUUUUCUGUCGAAACAGAAUGCUAUCUUACAGUAUUCGAUGUAGAUGGAAUGAGUGACACUGAGAGAUUCACAUGUAAAUUCAAACCAGGAGAUGAUAACUUUGGAAUCACCUUUUCGUCUUGGAAGAGACUCUCAAGGACUUACUUGAUAAAUGGAGAACUUGAAGUUGAAGCUCAUGUGAAAAUUCUGAAUAUCUCUAGAUAUGAAAACAAGAAGCUUAAAGUAUUCGAUGAGUCGAUGAAACAAUUCUCGGAUAUUGUAUUGGUGGCAGGAGAGGAGAAGUUCUACGUUUCGAAACUGUUCCUCGCUUCCCAUUCGACUUAUUUCAAUUCUCUUCUUCUCGGAAAAUUCGCUGAAUCUAAGAAAUCGGAGGUCAACUUGAAAGAUAUCGAUCCGAAAGAUUUUCAAAAAUUUUUGGAAGUUCUUUAUGGAGAAGACGCAAUUAAUGAUUCGACAAUCGAAGGAAUUGUCCAUCUCGCCGACAUGUAUGAUGCUCCGACUGCACAUAGAAGAUGCGAGAAGUUUAUGAUGAAAGAGUCCGAGAAAUCACUGAAGGAGAAGCUUGAAUUGUCAGCGAGAUACAAAAUGAUACGUGUCAAGAAUAAAUGUCUCUCUGAAAUCAAAACCGCCGAAGACAUCAAAUCGGUUGUGCCAGAAAACAUCGAUGAAAUGGAUCCAUCUCUGACUGCUGCCAUCUUGAAGAAAGCCAUAUCUCAUCUUAAAUAA